CCAACUAUACCAACCGCCCCUUUUCUCUCACCAUUUUGUACCGUAAGCUACGCCAAAGCAACAUAAAGAAACUAAGACAGAGGGAAAAAAAAGUUCCAAUCUUUGACAAAGACAGAGAAAAAUAAGUGUAAAUUUUUGCAAAGAAAAAAAAAAAUUUGGUUGCAGUGGAAAAAUAAAAUCCAUUGUGAAGAUUCUUUAAUUUUCUCUGACAAUUAAUCAAAAGAUAACAUGCAUAUCACGAAUUGGGUUUUCUAGCACAAUUUGUUGACUUUUUAUCACUAUGCAAAUGGUUGGAGAUGGAAAUUUUUCUGUUUUCUCAGCUGAGCAGAAUCAUUAGUGGAUGGCUAGAGAUUCACAAUUUUCAGGGGAAAAAUCCCAUCUUGAAAUGGGAUCACUAGAAGGAAGAGCGGUACUUCAGCUUGAGGAUGAGACUCUUGCGGACUCUAAGCAUAAUGAUAGGAAGACAUCUUCUAUGGAUGCCGCUCCUCAGAUAUCCGUUUUUGAUACUGAUACAGAUGAUGUCAGUUGUAAAUGUACGUGGAAUAGUAUACUAAGGCAGAUGCACAUAGUUUUGUUCUCCAAGAAGUUAAACCUACUUAUUCCGUGUGGUCCUUUAGCAAUGCUCGUUGAUAUGUUAACUGAUCAUCACGGAUGGAUCUUUUUUCUUAGCUUGUUAGGAAUCAUACCCCUUGCAGAGCGUUUAGGUUGGGCGACAGAGCAGCUGGCUUUCUAUACAGGACCAACAGUUGGAGGACUUUUAAAUGCAACUUUUGGCAACGCAACAGAGCUAAUAAUAUCAAUGUAUGCACUGAGAAGGGGUAUGAUUCGGGUGGUUCAACAGUCAUUAUUAGGAUCAAUACUGUCGAAUAUGUUACUAGUGCUUGGAUGUGCAUUUUUUGCUGGUGGAAUCGCUCAUUCUACUAAGGACCAGCUUUUUGACAAGGGAAUUGCAGUGAUGAAUUCGGGGUUGCUCCUAAUGGCAGUGAUGGGCCUACUGUUCCCUGCUGUCCUACAUUUUACACACACUGAGUUGCAUUUUGGGAAGUCAGAGCUGGCACUUUCCCGGUUUAGCAGCUGCGUAAUGCUUGUAGCAUACGGUGCAUACCUGUUUUAUCAGCUGACUAGUCAGAAUAGUUUUUACAUGCCACUUGCUGAGGAAGGGGGUGAGAAUGACGAGAGCCUAGAAGAGGAAGAAGCUCCUGAGAUAUCAAAAUGGGGGUCAAUUAUAUGGCUUUCGAUUUUGACACUAUGGAUCGCAGUCUUGUCAGGAUACGUGGUUAAUGCCGUAGAGGGGGCAUCAGUUGCUAUGAGUAUUCCUGUGGCAUUUAUAAGUGUCAUACUGCUACCGAUUGUUGGAAAUGCAGCUGAACAUGCUGGUGCUGUCGUGUUUGCAGUCAAAGACAAGCUUGACAUCUCUUUGGGAGUAGCAAUAGGCUCAUCAACGCAGAUUGCCAUGUUUGGGAUCCCCUUCUGCGUGGUGGUUGGAUGGAUUAUGGGUCGUCCUAUGGAUUUGAAUUUUCAGUUAUUUGAAACAGCCACGCUUUUCAUGAGUGUCCUUGUUGUAGCAUUCAUGCUGCAGGAUGGAACUUCCAAUUACUUUAAAGGACUCAUGCUCCUUCUUUGCUAUUUGAUAGUCGCUGCAAGCUUCUUUGUGCAUAUAGAUCCAGAGGCUAUACAGGACAAGCCCAAAAAAACAUAACAGGUGGUUUCAGAUCAUGUAGACCUGCUAAAGCUGAAGGGCCAUAAUACAAAUUAGAGUUGCAUAUAUAUAUAAAAAAAAGAGCCAUUUCUUCAAGUUUUGGCCACUCUGAGCUGUAUAUAUUAACAACAAUUCAACUGUUGAUGAUGCUCAGAGUUCUGUAUUACUAGCAUCUGUGUUCAGUUGAAAAGUAUAUGUUGUUCUCUUAGUUUUGUGUGGCAGCUGCUGAUUUUUUUAUUUUUUUUUCGCCUCGAAAAUGGCUGGAUAGUAAAGAAAUUUUUGUGUUAUAUAUUCCUAGUAGGAAAAAAAAAAGAAUCUUGUCAAAAGCAGAAUGUGUUGUUUUUGACGAUGUAUCAUGAAAGUUAAAUCAUUCAUUGAUUACUUUGUAAUUUGUAAUAUCUAAAUGAUAUCUUUUUUUGCUUUUGUA
This is a messenger RNA of Solanum pennellii, 2126 nucleotides long. Its product is annotated as vacuolar cation/proton exchanger 3-like. Gene Ontology annotation, molecular function: calcium:proton antiporter activity. NCBI's taxonomy places the organism in Eukaryota, Viridiplantae, Streptophyta, Magnoliopsida, Solanales, Solanaceae. Gene Ontology annotation, cellular component: plant-type vacuole membrane. Gene Ontology annotation, biological process: calcium ion transmembrane transport; intracellular calcium ion homeostasis. Bases 341 to 1699 code for a protein of 452 amino acids. The transcript has 13 exons. The record is from RefSeq and is a predicted model, not a curated record.